AUGGUGACUUGUCCGACCAGUCACCUCCCGCUCGUGCUGGUGUGCGUGCUGCUGGUGGCCCCGGCGCUGCGCGGACCGGGGCGCGGACCGGGGCGCGCCGGGACGCGCGCCGCGGCGGCGGAGCUCUCCACCAAAGCCGAGCCGGACUACGGAGACUACCGGGGGAAGUGGUGCAUCGACGACCACGGCUUCGUGUACGUGAUCGGGGAGGUGUACUACCCCAGUCCCACCGCGUGUCCCUGCACCUGCACGGUGGACGGGCCCGUGUGCGUCCACCCCCGGUGUCCGCGCAUCCACCCGCGCUGCACCCGCAUCCGGUACCGGGCGUGCUGCCCGGUGUGCGAGGCCGUGGCCCGGGUCUGCGUCUACGGGGGCAAGACCUACAGGCUGCUCGAGGAGUUCAGGUUAUCCAGGUGUGAGCGAUGUCGCUGCGAGGCCAACAGAGAAGUGUACUGCAGCAUCUCCGAGUGCCCGGCCCCCCACUGCGUGAACCCCAGCUACGAGCCCAACCACUGCUGCCCCAUCUGUAAGACCGGUCCCAACUGUUUUGCGGGCAGCCGGGUGAUCCCGGCGGGGGAGCGUGUGAAGGUGGACGAGCAGACGGUGUGUUACUGCACCUACCGGGACGGGACCUGGAACACCCACCCCCACGCCACCUGCGAGCAGCGGCCCCCCAGCUCCCCCGGGCCCCCCGGGCCCACGCCCAGCACCAGCCCCCCGCCCGCCAGGGACGAGGACGGCCGAGGGCGGGGAGGACGACGGUUCAUCCCCAGGCUGGACAUGAUCCCAUGAACCACAGCAUUUAUUAGAAGUAGACGUGUGUUUUAUGUAAAACAAACCCAGUUUCCUGUUCUGACCAACCGGAGUUCAGAGAUGAACGGUGGACGUUGACAAUGAUGUAAAUGACUUCUAAGUGCAGAAUAAGGUUGUGAUUCCUGAAAACCAUAAGUGAUGUGAGACAAAGUUGUUCCUGUGGAAACAGGAAGACAAGCAGAGACCCGAGUCAGACCCGCGACGACUACAAGGGGCAGUAAAUAGGAAAUAACUACCGAGGGGAAUUCAACGGUCCCUGUAACCUUCCCAACAGUUUCAUAUUUUUUUUCCCUUAGUGGCAGAAGAUGGUAGCUGUUAGGGGUGGGUUAAAAAUAUCGAUAUAUCGAUAUUUUAUCGAUAUGCAUGUGUAGGAACGAUUAUUGAUACAUAAAUCCAAGUAUCGAUUUAAAUUUUUUUUUUUUUUUUUUUUUUUUUUAAUCCCGAUUUUUUCCCCCAUUUUAUCACCCAGUGCUCCUACCUAAGUCAGUCCUGGGCAUUGCUCCAUCUACCAACCCCGG
This is a messenger RNA of Cololabis saira (Pacific saury), 1331 nucleotides long. Its product is annotated as von Willebrand factor C domain-containing protein 2-like. Gene Ontology annotation, molecular function: protein binding. Gene Ontology annotation, biological process: negative regulation of BMP signaling pathway. The coding region runs from base 1 to 792 and encodes 263 amino acids. Gene Ontology annotation, cellular component: AMPA glutamate receptor complex. Lineage: Eukaryota; Metazoa; Chordata; Actinopteri; Beloniformes; Belonidae. The record is from RefSeq and is a predicted model, not a curated record. The transcript has 3 exons.